CAAGACUGACUUUCACGUUAGUGGCUCCCUCCUUUUGAGUGAGAGCGACUACAACUCUGGAGAUGUCUCGUCUAUGGAUCCUCUUGCUCCUGACUGCAACAUGGAGUAACAUCCCUGUGCUGUCUGCAAAAGUAGGCAAGAAAAAACAUCAACUGAAGAACAAGGGUGACCUUGUAAUGCCAAAGGAGGAUUCUGGAUCAGAUGGGGCUCGUGAUAGGGAAUCUGGCAUCCCAUCAGGGUCAGAAUUUUUGACUGAUUUUGCAGGGAAACAACGCCUGUGGGUAAUCACUGCACCAUCGCACAGUGACAACUAUCUUCGGAUGAUGGAGAAACAGAUUCAGGAUUCUGACGGACUGAAUUGUCGAUUAGCAGAGAGAGAUACCCUCAUUGUCACUAUUAUUCAGAACGCCAUGAUGGAGGGCAAAGUCCAGCGCACUACCUUGCAGGGAGAGGCCACUGUGGAACUCAUGGACUCUGAAAUGGUGACCAAACUUCUUCAUUACCUGGAGCUGGAAGACCAGAUCUUUUCCAUGCUGAUUGUAAAGAAGAACAUGAGGAUUAGCGAGAGAUUUCCUUACCCAGUUCGUGUUGAGGCCAUCCUUGAGGUCAUUGAUCAGCUGCCUGUGCGUAAGUUGGAAAAAGUUACAAGGAAGGGGUUACCCAUUAAAUGUAAGAUCACCAAAAAGAAGUUAGUGGUGAAGAAACAGGGUUCCACCAAAAAGAGGACCUUCAGUCCACAGAGGCAGGCAAAUAUCACAUCCAUCUUCCCCACAAAGAAGAAACCUCUGGACAAAAAGGCUACUCUGAGAAACAAAGUCCAGGAUAUCUUGAGUGGACGCUCACGUUUCAUUAUCCGUAAAACACCAGGUAGUUCAAGCCAUGGCAAACCAUCAACUAAAGCAGGUUCAAAAUCUGGAUCUAGUGGAAAUGAGAGGCUAAAGCAUGAUGGCCAAAGGAAAACUGCAGACAGUGAUAGAAAGCCAGAGACAGAAGUGAAAAAACAUGACUCCGCAUCUGCAGCAGAUAAAAUGCAUGCUAAUGCAAAUUCUCAUUUUGAUAUUGUCAAUAAGGAGUUGAAAGCAGAACAAACUGUUGACCAUUCAAGCUCCAAAAACAAAGGCAAAGGAAAGGAUGGCAAGAAGAAAAAGGGGAAAGGAGGGAGGAAGUCACAACGAGAAGCAGAUGAUAAAGAAAAGGCUGCUCUUAAAGACUUCAUGCAAAAACUCAAAGGGAGAAGAAGACUUCUUGUGAUAUCUUCUCAAAGUGAUGUCUCAAGUCAGUAUAUCAAACAGAGAGAGGAAAAUGAACUACACAGCUGUGACUUUUCCCUGAGAAAGGUCUCAGUGAUGUCCAUCUUUGGUUCAGAACGCAGCCCUACACUACACAUUCAACACUACCAACAAGAUGCUGAGCCUCUACAAACAUCCCUGCCAGACAAGUUCAGAAACCCUGAAUUAAUCAGCGAGAUUCGCAGAGAAUAUGGGCUUGAACCCAAAAACUUCUCAAUGGUGUUGACUGACUAUGACCUGAGGCCUAUUCUUAACAGGGUUUUCAACAAGCCAACAGCUCUUUCGGUUUUACUGGAUUACAUUGACAGCUUUCCUUCACGUCAGUCUGAAAAGGAGGAGGAGAAGAAAGCUCCAUCACCCUGCUCUCAAGCCCAAGCAAACAAUCGGGAGAACUCACUUAUGAGGUUUAUAUCAAAACGAAGACUUCUAAUUAUCUCAGCACCUACUGUAGAUGACUACUCAUUCCAUCAGCAGCUUCAAGCACUAAAUGGACAGGAGUGUCCGAUGGGUAUCCGUCAUUUUGCCUUGUUGAAACUUGUGGGUGUUGGACCAUCAUCUUCAGGAACAGUGGAGUUUUUUCCAUUGAAUGGGAAAAGUCAACCAGAGAAGGAGAUGCUUUCACAAGAUGUAGUGGAGAGUCUCAGAAACCAAUUAAAGAUUAACAGGGACUACUUUAGUAUGCUGGUGGUGGGUAAGGAUGGGGAUGUAAAAGCGUGGUUCCCAUCUCCAAUGUGGUCUCUGGCAACCAUCUAUGACCUUGUGGACUCUAUGGAAUUACGUCAACAGGAACAGAAACUGCAGCAAACUCUUGGAAUUUAUUGCCCAGAUGAGAAUGUUGGUUCUUACCAUGGUUAUACAGAAGAGACAGAGGACAGCUACUUGUACCACAGAUCUGAGGACUGAAAGACACCUAAACAAACCAACAUAAUAAAGACAUUAGAUGUGCAUUUAAUGAACACGGCAUGCAUUUGUACAUAUGUCAUCCCUAUGUCAUGUGAUACAGAAGUUUACCUCAUUCAUACAGUUAUAUUACUUGUUGUUGUUGCAUUUACAUAUGUUCAGUAAAAUGUCAAAUUCUCUUUAUAGCACCUGGCGGUGCACUUGUUAAUAUGCUACUUAUAAGUAAAACUGAAUGUGUCUAUCCUCCUGAGACCCGAGCAUGACUGCUGUGUGCAUUUUCCAAACAGUUUUCCUAAAAAUGGGGACAGUGGGACUAAGUUGUGAAAUUGUAAAUAAUACCAAACAAUAGAAAGUCCGAUUUGUUUAAAUCAAAUUGUUUAUUAUGUUUCCAGGAGUGUUUGUUAUUCAUGUUUUUGAGAUGUCACAGACAUUACAGCUGAUUUAAAGCUGCUUUGAAACAAUGUGUAUUGGGAA
Molecule: messenger RNA, 2663 nt
Organism: Myxocyprinus asiaticus (Chinese sucker)
Lineage: Eukaryota; Metazoa; Chordata; Actinopteri; Cypriniformes; Catostomidae
Gene: ccdc80l2
Product: coiled-coil domain containing 80 like 2
Exons: 8
Coding region: 63-2192 (709 amino acids)
Source: RefSeq, a predicted model, not a curated record